Messenger RNA from Meloidogyne enterolobii, 255 nucleotides. NCBI's taxonomy places the organism in Eukaryota, Metazoa, Nematoda, Chromadorea, Rhabditida, Meloidogynidae. The record is from the annotation of a GenBank genome assembly.
AUGAAAUUUAAAAAUUCAUUUGACAAUAAAUAUUUAAUAAAAAUAGAUAAUGAACCUAAAAUGCAUUAUUUAAUUAAAAUUUUUAAAGAAAAAAAUAAAAAAAUAGAAUUUGCAAGUAGGGAAUUGAGUGAAGAUGAAUGGCAAGGAAAAACUGAAAUUGAUGUUAAAUUAAAUAAAGCUAUUCCAAGUUAUAUAAGUUCUUCGAAAAAGUAUCCAAUGGUUGUGGUUGUUAAAGCAGUUAGUUUAAUAUUUUAA